AGUUGGUUCAUCAUUACAAUGAGCACCGGAGUAUUGUCGAUACAGUUCCACGAGCUCCCAUAUAACGGUAAUUGGUUGCAAAUCAUUUCCGUGAUCUUCUUCGUUUUAAACCUCGCCCUCUUCGUCCUCUUCAGCAUUAUCACCUUCUUGCGCUAUCUCUUCUAUCCAAAGAUUUUCCCUGUUGUUCUUCGCCAUCCACAUCAAAGUCUGUUCCUAGCGACAUUUCCCGUGGGACUGGCGACCCUUAUGAACAUGACGGUACUAGUCUGUGUGCCUAUAUGGGGUCACGGCAUGGCUAUCUUGGCCUGGGUUUUAUGGUGGAUGAUCAGUGUUCUGGCGCUCACAACAUGUUUCCACUUGACUUGGGUCAUAAUGUCGUAUAGGAGAAGAGAGUUAGAGGAGAUGACAGCACUAUACCUCAUUCCGAUCGUGGCAGUUGUGAUUGCAGCAACGUCAGGAGGCCUGGUUGCGAGAGUGCUUCCUAACCAAAAUCAUCAGCUGUGGACUCUGACCAUAAGUUAUAUAUUCUGGGGCAUCGGCUCGCCUCUGUCGUGGAUCAUAUUGACAUUAUACGUCCUCCGUCUGACUGUCCACAAACCAGUCCAAAGGGAGGUCGUUGUGUCCCUUCUUCUUCCAAUUGGACCACUAGGUCUCUCAGGAUUUUCUAUCAUAAUGCUUGGGAAACUUGCCAAAAGCCUCUUCCCUUCCACUAACACCCUUCCUCAUGUGAGCCGCGCUGGCGACGUUUUCUACAUUGUCAGUGUCCUUGCGGGCAUGAUUUUGUGGGGUUUCGCAACAGUCUGGCUCAUUGUGGCCCUCAUAAUGAUUACCACAUUUGGGCGCUUUCCAUUCAAUAUGGGUUGGUGGGGUUUUAUCUUUCCUGUCGGUGUAUUCACUUUGUUGACGAUGACGAUCGGCGAAGAGUUGGAAUCCCGAUUUUUCAAAGUCCUCUCAUGUGUCUUCACUGUGGUAUGUUUCAUAAUGUGGCUUGCGGUUGCGGCCGGGACG
Messenger RNA from Exophiala aquamarina CBS 119918, 1008 nucleotides. RefSeq lists its product as uncharacterized. Lineage: Eukaryota; Fungi; Ascomycota; Eurotiomycetes; Chaetothyriales; Herpotrichiellaceae. Gene Ontology annotation, biological process: sulfite transmembrane transport; transmembrane transport. Gene Ontology annotation, cellular component: plasma membrane. The record is from RefSeq and is a predicted model, not a curated record. The transcript has 4 exons. The annotation marks the transcript as partial. Gene Ontology annotation, molecular function: sulfite transmembrane transporter activity.